Triticum dicoccoides is the source of this 1342-nucleotide messenger RNA. Its product is annotated as BTB/POZ and MATH domain-containing protein 2-like. The record is from RefSeq and is a predicted model, not a curated record. Gene Ontology annotation, molecular function: protein binding. The coding region runs from base 1 to 1164 and encodes 387 amino acids. NCBI's taxonomy places the organism in Eukaryota, Viridiplantae, Streptophyta, Magnoliopsida, Poales, Poaceae. Gene Ontology annotation, biological process: protein ubiquitination. The transcript has a single exon.
AUGUCGAUGGGCGCUGUCCUGUCCGCCGUGCGCGCCGCCGGCAGGCAGCAGCUCUCCGCUUCAAUCGUCGCCGCGAGGCAGGUGUCCGCCUCCCACGUGCUCCGGAUCGACGGGUACUCGCGAAUCAGCAAGAUACUGGCCACCGGGCAGGCGACGAGGUCAGGCACGUUCAGCGUUGGCGGCCACGACUGGCAUAUUUUGCACUAUCCAAACGGCUGCUUCGAGCAGCACAAGGGCUCCCUCUCCUUCUUCCUGGAGCAUGCGAGCCACGCAAAGACCGGGGAUACCACGGCAAAGGUGGAGCUGAGCAUACUCGACCACGCCUCCAAGCCAUCGCACACACAAACCAAGGCAGAUUACCGCUUCUCCAACGCCACUUCCCUCAACUGGGGCUGGAGAGACUUCAUCAAACACGAGGAUCUGGACGUGGAGAAGCAUCUCAAGGACGAUUGCCUGACCAUCCUCUGCGACGUCACCGUCACCGUGCUGGACACCGAAGACCACUCCGAGGCUGCCGCACCGGAGCCUACUGUCGUGGAGCCUCCGUUCGGCAUGCGCGGGCAACUCGCGGAAUUCAUCUGGAACAAGAAGGAAGUGGACGUGCACAUCGAGGUCGGCGGUGAGACGCUCCCCGCGCACCGGCGGAUACUCGAGGCCGCAUCACCCGUCUUCAAGGCGCACCUCUCGCUCGCCUCGGCAACCACCGGCCGCGGCGGCGGCUGCAACAGCAACACCGCCUUACUACGCGUCGACGACAUGGACGCCGAGGUGUUCAAGGCCCUGCUCCAGUUUAUAUACUUGGACUCGCCUCCCCGGCCCCUGGAGAAGACGAUGGCAGAGAGGCUGCUCGUCGCGGCGGACAGAUAUGAGCUGGAGAAGUUGAAGCUCAUAUGCGAGGCAGCAUUGUUGCAGCACGUCGAUCUGAGCUCCGUGGCUGCUGCUCUAGCGUUGGCCGAGCGGCAUCAUUGCUCCGUGCUGAGGACCGCAUGCGUGCAGUUCCUCUCUUCUCCCGGUAACCUGGAAGCAUUCAUGGCAUCGGGUGACUUCGCACAGCUAAAGACGGGUUGUCCCUCUGCUCUGUUGCCUGUUGGAGCUCCUCGUGAAGAAGAUGAUGCGUCAAGAGAAAGGCAUGUCUACCAUGCACAGGAUAUCCCGUGCAUGUAGCAGCCAUUGAUUUUCUUGGAGAUUCGCAUGCAUUAAUGACUACUACUUAUAUUGUCAGACUUGUCUGUCACUAGCUAUGCUCUAUCAUCCCAUGCUUUUUCAUUUUAUUCACAAGCCUAAAUCCAUUUUAUCUUUUCAACCGGAAGUCUAUUUAUGAUCUGUUUGCAUUUUUGUGUUU